Messenger RNA from Trypanosoma theileri, 1830 nucleotides. Its product is annotated as putative DNA polymerase kappa, putative,DNA polymerase IV. The coding region runs from base 1 to 1830 and encodes 609 amino acids. The record is from RefSeq and is a predicted model, not a curated record. Gene Ontology annotation, cellular component: nucleus. Gene Ontology annotation, molecular function: DNA-directed DNA polymerase activity; damaged DNA binding. Gene Ontology annotation, biological process: error-prone translesion synthesis. The transcript has a single exon. NCBI's taxonomy places the organism in Eukaryota, Euglenozoa, Kinetoplastea, Trypanosomatida, Trypanosomatidae.
AUGGGCGACGUUACAAAUAAUGCGACACUACGGGAUAAUGAUAAUAGUGGUAAUGACGAAAGACAUCUAAAGAAAGAGAGUAUCACUGAACCCUUACCCAUUUUACAUUCAUCCACCACUCCAGCGGUGGAAUCUAAGUUUUGCCUAGGGUUUGACAACACCAAAGCUGGGUUGGAAACAGUGGAUAAGGCUAAAACCCAAGCUAUUAUUGAAGAAAUAUCUAAAGGCUCAAGCUUCUACACUAAUGAACAGCGUAAAUCUGAGAUGCGAAAAAAACAUAUUUUACAGUUACAGCGAAAAUCAUCGGAGUUUAAACAAUGUAUAUGUGGAGAAAAGAACCUUUCUAGGUGGAGACACUGGGAAACCAAAGUCCAUCAGGUGGAAGAGGAGCUAGAAGCUGGUCGUCACUUUGGAAAUUAUGUGCAUGUGGACAUGGACAUGUUCUACGCUGCUGUGGAGAUGAAGAAGAACCCCUCGCUGGCGUCUGUGCCGCUCGGCGUUGGCAGCGCGGCGAUGUUGUCGACGACGAACUACGCGGCGCGGCGCCACGGUGUGCGCUCCGGCAUGCCGGGCUUCGUUGGCCGGCGGCUCUGCCCGGCGCUCGUCGUUGUGCCGCCCGACUUCCCCGCCUACCGCGCGGAGGCCGCCGCCGUCCGCCGCCUCGCCGCCGCCUACGACCCGCACUUCACGAGCGUCGGCCUCGACGAGCUCACGAUGGAGGUCAGCGCACACCUGCAGGGGGCGGGCAGCCGCAGUCCACUCACAGCCGCAGACAUCGCAGCAGAGUUCCGCGCCCGCGUGUUUGCAGAGACACAGCUGACAGCAAGCGCAGGCAUCGCCCCCACCGCAACCCUCGCAAAGAUCGCAAGUAACUAUAAUAAACCUAAUGGACAACAUGACCUCCAACUACGCACACGUGAGGAGGUAAUUGCUUUUAUGAAGGAUUUGCCAGUACGAAAGGUACCUGGUAUUGGUCGUUCCACAGAGUGUAUUCUUCAAGGAUUGGGAAUUAAUACUCUUGGCGAUGUUUAUGAGCGGCGUGUUGAAUUAUGCUACAUUUUAACAGAGAAAUUGUUUCGUUUUCUUCUUGCCGCUUCUCUUGGUGUCUCUGGCUGGAUGGAUAGUGGGAACAGUGAGAGUGAUGAUCGAACCACAGAGGCAGAACGAAAGUCAGUUGGACAAGAGCGUACUUUUACAAACCUACAGAGUGGGUCAGAGUUGCAGCAGAUAGCACAUUCUAAUCUUCAGGAUUCCCAUAAAACACUUCUGGAAGAAGAAAUUGUAUGUCGACAGGUUGUUUUGAAAAUUAAACGAACAAGCUUUCAAGUUCAACAAUUUUCUAAAAAUCUACCACAAUAUACAGAUGAUAUUCAUAUCCUUUAUCGAGCUGUUGAUGAGUUGCUUCUGCCUAUUAUGAAUCAAUAUGGUAUGAUUCGUCUCUUGGGUGUACGGUUGACUGAUAUUAUUACGAAAAAAGAAUAUGAGGCACAGCAAAAACAACACCGUGGUAGUAUUCAACUUUCUUUAACAGAUUACUGUAAACGUGACGAAUCGGGGAAACUUUUAUUGUUAACAAGAUCAAAGCAUGCAAGGGAUGAGGAAAGUGAAGAAGCACCAAGUUAUAUUAGUGGUGGUAGUAUUAGCAGCAAUAAUUCCACGGAUGUGGAGAUUUGUGAUUUCUCUGAUAAAAAGAAUGAUAAUUGUGUUCUCGUCAACGACAAUAAUGAUAAUGAUGAUGAUGAUGAUGAUGUUGUUUGUUUGACUCCACUGGCAUCAGUUGAAUUAUGUGAAGAGAGUGAUGAUGAAGAUGAUGUUAUACUGAUAACAUGA